UCAGCCACUUCCAGAAAGGUUCACUACUGUGCUGAGUUUUUCCAUUUGGAGAUAACGGCUCUCACUGUGGUCCUUUUUUGGAGUCUCAGAACCUUUGAAAUAGCUUUGUAACCCUUCCCAGACUGAUGUAUUUCAAUCACCUUCUUCCUUAUCAUUUCUGUAAUUUCUUAAAAUUUUGCCAUAGUGCGUUACUGGUUAAGACCUUUUAACCAGCUUCAUGCUAUUGAAAAAGUUCUAUUUAAGUGUUGAUUUGAUUGAACAGGGCUUGGAGUAAUCAGGCCUGGUUGGUGUCUAGUCCACCUGAACCCCAUUAUGAAUGCAAUUUCAUAGAUUUGAGAAAUUAGUAACUAUGGGAGCAAAUAGAUUUUCACACAAGCCUAGUUGGUAUUGAAUAUUUUUUUUUGCUUCAAUAAAAACAUUUAAAAAAGUAAUUUUAAAAAAGGUAUUUUGUGUUUACUCAGGUUGCCUUUUAUCUAUUUUAGAUUUUGUUUUAAUUUCUGAAACAAUUUAGUGUGAUAUAUAUUCUCCAAAAUAUGCUAUUUUUCAAUAUUUUACAGCCAAUAUGUUAGCAUUCAGUUUAUAAAUUUUUCUUGACACAGCAGUGUGUCAAAAUAACUUCCACAUCUGCCUUUUCUCUCAUCAUUAAUUUAAUUUACAUCCCUUUUUUGUACUUGACCUUUUAUGGAUUUUUGUGCAAAUGAGCUGUGUUGUGCUUUGAACUUUGAGUAAUCAACAAACAUAUGCAAAUAUGAAUAAUAUCAGCCUGCCUGAAUUUUAUGUAAAUCCUGCAGAAAAUGUUUGUUUGAUUUGGCUUAUGCAGGCAUUUGCACACAACUUUACUAUUAUAUUAAAUUUCUAUGGUUCAGGAAAUUCAGCAUAUACAAAAAUAUUUUUUGGAUUUUUGUCUUUGACAUGCAUCCUUCUCACUCUCUGUCCUUCUCUCAGGCAACUUAUUCUAGAUGGACAGUGGGAUGAGGUGCUGCAAUUUAUUCAGCCUCUGGAGUGUAUGGAGAAGUUUGACAGGAAAAGAUUCCGCUACAUUGUACUUAAGCAGAAGUUUCUGGAAGCUCUCUGUGUAAAUAAUGCCAUGUCAGCUGAGGAUGAGCCACAGCAUCUGGAGCUAACCAUGCAGGAAGCUGUAAAAUGCCUCCAUGCUUUGGAAGAGUUCUGUCCCUCCAAAGAGGACUACAGCAAACUCUGCCUUCUCCUCACCCUCCCUCGUCUUACCAGCCAUGCGGAAUUCAGGGAUUGGAACCCAAGCACAGCACGCGUACGCUGUUUUGAGGAGGCCUGUACCAUGGUGGCUGAGUUCAUCCCUGCUGACCGCAAGUUGAGUGAAGCAGGUUUCCGGGCUGGUGCAGACCGCUUGUUUCAGCUGCUGGUCAAGGGCGUGCUAUAUGAGUGCUGUGUUGAGUUCUGCCAGAGCAAGGCCACAGGCGAGGAGAUCAGUGAGGCCGAGGUGCUGCUGGGCAUUGACGUGCUCUGCGGCAAUGGCAGCGACGAGCCUGACCUGAGUCUUCUGUCAUGGCUGCGGAACCUGGUACCUAAUGUCUUCUCGUGUGCCUUUGAGCAAAAGGUGCUCAAUGUGCAUGUGGACCGGGUGGUUAAACCAGUACGAGCGGCCCACGCUGACCUGCUCACACCGCUCGUCAGCAAACUCUCGCCAUGCCCUGCCUCUCCUUUGCGCCGCCCACAAUCAGCUGACACCUACAUGUCACGCUCACUCAACCCAGUGCUGGAUGGCCUCGCCUAUGGCCUGUCUGGCUUAGAGAGAAGAGGAGGGACCAGAGCCAGUGAGGUGGGGAAAGCAUCACCCAUGUCACAUUCAUUUGCCAACUUCCAAUACCCUGGGGGGCAGAGUCUGAGCCGGAGUCUGAUGAUGGAGGAGUCGCAGUGCCAAAGCAUCUUUGAGGAGUCACCUGAGAGCUCCAGAACUGAAACUCCCUCAGAUAAAAUGAUGAGCUUAAGCAGUUCCCAGAACUCCCGCCCAGUCUCUGCUCCGGGUCAGGAUGCCUCAGAAACGACUUCUACCAAGAAGAAUGAGUUGCGUGACUCGAUGGAACAGUAUCAGGAGUACUAUAGGCAACGCUUACGUGUACAGCAGCACCUGGAACAGAAGCAACACCAGAGGCAGCUAUACCAACAGAUGCUACUGGAGGGUGGAGUCCAGCAGCAGGAGACUUCACCUACUGCCAAGCACAACCUCACUGAGACCUUCCUCAACAGAUCCAUUCAGAAGCUGGAGGAGCUGAAUGUUGGAAUGGAUGAUCUGGGUGAGGAAGUGCAGGCUCUCUCUCUGCAGUGUAAUGGUGGUGAAGGAGGAGAAGCAGGAAUAACUUCAGGGGGUGCCACAGACACAACACUUCAUCAAGAUGGGGCAGGGCUUAGCAGCAGCACCCCUCAGAGAAACAGUGGACUAGUAGAUGUUCCACCACCCACUGAGUCCCCCGUGCUACCAAGUAGUGUUCAGAGGGAGAGAGGAGGACAGAGUGAUGCCAGCAGGACAUGCAUUAAAGGAACAGAGGGAGAUAAGUCCAAGGAAAAGUUUGUAGCAGUGAAUACUUUGGAGGAUACACAAGCCGUGCGUGCUGUGGCCUUCCACCCAUCAGGGGCGUUCUAUGCUGUGGGCUCCAACUCCAAAACCCUGCGGGUCUGCGCAUACCCUGACACACUCGACACCAGUGGUGCAUCUAAACCCCCAGUGGUCCGCUUUAAGAGAAAUAAGCAUCAUAAAGGUUCUAUUUACUGUGUUGCGUGGAGCCCCUGCGGGCAGCUUCUGGCCACUGGCUCCAACGACAAAUACGUAAAAGUGCUGCCUUUCAACACUGAAUCCUGCAAUGCCACCGGUCCUGAUCUGGAGUUCAGUAUGCAUGAUGGUACUAUUCGAGACCUGGCCUUCAUGGAAGGGCCUGAGAGUGGAGGAUCCAUCUUAAUCAGUGCUGGAGCAGGAGACUGUAACAUCUAUACUACUGACUGUCAGAGAGGACAGGGGCUUCAUGCUCUCAGCGGACACACAGGCCACAUACUGUCACUGUACACAUGGGGAGGCUGGAUGAUUGCAUCUGGUUCACAGGAUAAGACUGUGCGUUUCUGGGACCUACGUGUUCCUAGCUGUGUGAGAGUCGUAGGGACAGCUUUCCAUGGGUCAGGUAGCCCAGUAGCUUCAGUGGCAGUGGAUCCCAGUGGGCGGCUGCUAGCCACAGGCCAGGAGGACAGUGCCUGUAUGCUGUAUGACAUCAGAGGUGGGAGGAUGGUGCAGACAUAUCGACCACACUUGAGUGAUGUGCGUUCAGUACGCUUCUCCCCUGGAGCUCACUACUUGCUCACUGGCUCCUAUGACACAAAGGUUAUCACCACAGACCUACAAGGUGACCUGACAAAGCAGCUGCCAUUGACUACAGUAGGAGAGCACAGUGAUAAAGUAAUCCAGUGCAGGUGGCACCCACAGCACCUCUCCUUCCUCUCCUCAUCUGCUGAUCGCACAGUCACUCUCUGGACACACGACACAUAGAGCCAUCUCUUACCACGCUUCUCCUGACAGUUGGACGGAACUGAUGGCAGUGGAGCCCAUCCCUGGAACACGAUGGAGCAUGCGGCAGGAAUCCGCCUUGGAUGGGACACCAGUCCAUCAAAUGGCACCAUGCACACACAAUAACACCUGGGGCAAUUUAGCAUAGCUAAUCCACCUGCUUGUUUUUGGAAGGUAGGAGGAAGCCCACAUGGACAUGGGGAGAGAAUAUGAAACUCCACACAGACAGUAACUAGAGCUCAGAAUGGAACCAGGUACCCUGGAGCUGUGAGGCAACAAUGUUACCUGCUGCACCACUGUGCUGCCAUAAAUAAUUACAUUUAAUAAUAAUAAUAAUAAUAGUUGGAUUGUCGUGUUGCCUCUAGGUGUGAAUGCAAGUGUGGAUAGACUCUGGACCCACCUCAGCCCUUAUAAUAAUAAUGUUGCGGUGGUGUAAUGGUGCAGAAUGUAGUAUUUGUGUCUCACAUUUCAUCUCAUAUCACAUGUCCUGGGUGUUUUCCUACCAAGUAUUACCUGUAUAGGCUUCAGAUUCACUGCAAACCAGAGCAGGAUAAAUUGGUUAGGAUAACGGUCACUGAACAGAUUGAACUUUAAUUUUAACUUUAAAACUUUAACUGAACAGAUUGAAUUUUAAAAGAAACAGUAGUAUAAAGUGGUCGUAAAUAAUGACCCUCCUCUCAUUGAAAACAGCACACUCAUUGUUUUGCUGCUGUGUGUUAAAAAGAAAAUGUACAUUUUGUGAUCAACAUUGAUAAAAAGAAUCAAGUCUAUAUGCAAGUAGACUGCCAUGCACUAUACUGUUACUGAAUUACUUUCUGUAUGAAUGUAAAUCCCGUGAGUGUUUUUUUCUUUGUCGUGUUGAUUGAAACACAGCGCUUUUGCCUGAAAGAUAACGUGUAUGCAUCUCUUUGAAUAUAGGCAUUGAAUAAAAUGCCUGUAAAAUCAAUGUUUUCUCUACUCUGUUAAAAUGUUGAAUUAGGAUGAUGAUGACUUUAUGCCAUUUUAAAUGUAACCAAAAAGUUUGGUUAUCCUGAUUUAUUUAUAAUUUUUUUCAGAGCUACACUAAUAUAUUUAUUUUAGCAUUUCUGUUAAUGAGCCUUGAUCUAAUUUGUCAUUGAUAGUACCAUAUUAUUUUAUGAAUUUAUUUAUUAAAUUUCUUAAUUCAGGAACUAAUGUCAUUCAUGUUUUAUGGGAAAAAAGUGUCUGCUGCUGUAGCGUCAAAAUAAAGACUUCUUUGUC
This is a messenger RNA of Ictalurus furcatus (blue catfish), 4768 nucleotides long. It is a transcript of the gene wdr47a, whose product is annotated as WD repeat domain 47a. The transcript has 14 exons. Bases 749 to 3511 code for a protein of 920 amino acids. Lineage: Eukaryota; Metazoa; Chordata; Actinopteri; Siluriformes; Ictaluridae. Gene Ontology annotation, molecular function: protein binding. The record is from RefSeq and is a predicted model, not a curated record.